Messenger RNA from Camellia sinensis, 1129 nucleotides. The record is from RefSeq and is a predicted model, not a curated record. Lineage: Eukaryota; Viridiplantae; Streptophyta; Magnoliopsida; Ericales; Theaceae.
AAGAAGGGGACACAAAAGCAUGGUCUCAAAGUUUGACUAUGUUUUUGAAGAGCAGAGGGAAGAUGGGGUAUGUUGAUGGCAGGAUACAGGCACCUAGUACCACUGACUCAGGUUAUGACCAAUGGGAGAUUACCAACUCUUUGAUUAUGAGUUAGCUUAUCCAUUCGAUGGUUCCAGAACUUGGUGAGGGCUACUUGUCUGUGGAGACUGCCCAGGACGUUUGGGAUGCUGUGGCUGUCACCUAUUUCCGCAAAGGGAAUUUUUCACAGGCAUUUGAGUUGCGCCGCUCUAUUGAGAGCUCACUUCAGGGGGAGCAGACUGUUCUUCAGUACUUCACUUUCCUCAUCAACGGCUGGAAACGCCUUGACCACCUGGAAGACUAUAAGCCCGUUUGCCCUACUGAUUCUGUCGGGUACAAGAAGUUCAUCGCACGGGAACGGGUCUUUAAAUUUCUGGCCGGCCUAAAUGUAGAGUAUGAUCCAGUUAGGGGUCGAGUUCUGAGUAUGGACACUCUUCCUUCACUUCAGGAGGCAUUUGCCUAUGUACAGAAUGAGGAGAGUCGCCGGUCUGCUAUGAUGUCCCCUGUCUCUACUGACCGUUCCGCAUUACUGUUUACUCCUCGAGAUGGCCUCAGCCUGCCUCCCAUUCCUCCGUCUGCUGCUAAGGAGUCUGUAUUCUGUGAUUAUUGCAAGAAGCCACGGCAUACUCGUGAGACGUGUUGGAAGCUUCAUGGGACUCCAUCCGGGGGUCGAGGUGAUCGGUCUGGUUCUCGAGGAGGUCGGUCAGGCCAAUCUAGAGGACGUGGUUCCUAUUCCCGGGCUCACCAGUCUAGUGCCAUUGAUACCCUUGAUUCUAAUUCUACUUAUGUUGGCCAAGCUUCUGAUACUGAGCUGGAGGAUGCUUUGCGCCAAUUGUUGGACCGCCGAUCUUCUACUGCUCUCAGUAUAGCUUCGUCGUCCUUUGCCCGCUCAGGUCAGGACAAAGUUAGGAUUGCCGAUGGUGCUGUUUCUUUCAUUUCUGGAAAAGGACCUUGUCACGGGGAGGACGAUUGGCAGUGGUAGUGCAGAAAAUGGUCUCUACUUCCUAGAUCAACCGGACAAACUUGCUUAUUCUUCCACCAUGUCUUCUA